AUGUUGUCUUUCUUAUACAUGUAUAUGUUUUGGAUGCGCCGCAAUCCUCUCAAUUUACAAAAGCUACGGGAGCUGAGCGCUUCGGUUCUCACCUAUGUCAAGAGCUAUAAUCUGGAUGAGAUGUGCGCAGAUUCAAGCUCCUUGGCGCCUGAUGCUCUGCUGCUAUCCCGAAUCCUCACCUACCUCUACGACAGAGACGGAUUCUGUGGCUUUUUUGGCUGUGGAGGUUCUUUUGCUAGCUAUGUCAGUGAGAAUCUCGAGAAACGGCACAGGAUCUGGCAAUUAUCGAGGUCAAUAUUCACAUGGUCUGAUGAGCAAACCAUUGCCCUGCGCAUGCCUGGCAUCCAAGGGCCCCCUAAGUCCUACAUUCUGAACGUCUAUUUUGAGUUAAUUGCUAUACAUCAUGACAUCAACUGUUACAGUCAGGCCCCUGAGGUCCAGGCACUUGAGGCAAUGAGAAAGAUCAAACGAAGUCUCGCCCAGAUUCAAGAAGUAAGUCUCGAUCUGCUACACGCAUUGCUCCUCUCUAAUACAUCACAGCAACAUAAAUUUCUUCGGCAUCUUAUUACCAGUUGUAGAAGAGAAAGGUCUUCGCCCCCUCUUAUGGCGCUGGUGACCGUCACAUUCUUCCAUGCCAUCCAAAUAUACUUCUAUCGCAGUCGUGACGCACAUUUUGGCCAGCUUCCUGUCACAAAUGAGUUCCAGUACAUCUUAUGCGAACUUAUUGCUGCCGCAUACUACACUGUUGCGACAGGGCCAGUACAGCUCCUUGAGCGGUUCCAAUGGUCUCUUCUAAUAGCCGGAAUUGAGACUUACGAUCCAAUUCAUCUUAAAUGGAUUUUGGAGACGAUUUCGGAUCCUGUUCUGAGUAACUUACUUUCAUUGGUGAAAGAGAACCAAAAGUUACACAGCAUCUCCAUGGAGAAAUUGCGAUACAUCAUCGACGCAGUGUCUCAUGAGGAUCUUGGAAGCAACGUCGAAAUUCCUGUUAUUUAG
This is a messenger RNA of Penicillium arizonense, 996 nucleotides long. RefSeq lists its product as uncharacterized. The transcript has a single exon. Lineage: Eukaryota; Fungi; Ascomycota; Eurotiomycetes; Eurotiales; Aspergillaceae. The record is from RefSeq and is a predicted model, not a curated record. The coding region runs from base 1 to 996 and encodes 331 amino acids.